This is a messenger RNA of Exserohilum turcica Et28A, 1641 nucleotides long. RefSeq lists its product as uncharacterized. Bases 1 to 1641 code for a protein of 546 amino acids. Gene Ontology annotation, molecular function: damaged DNA binding; DNA-directed DNA polymerase activity. Gene Ontology annotation, biological process: translesion synthesis. The record is from RefSeq and is a predicted model, not a curated record. The transcript is spliced from 6 exons. NCBI's taxonomy places the organism in Eukaryota, Fungi, Ascomycota, Dothideomycetes, Pleosporales, Pleosporaceae.
AUGUACGCCAGUGCCAGCGUCUUUGAACACCAAACCCCCGCCUUGAAAAACGUCCCCCUGGCCGUGCAGCAGAAACGCUUUCUCGGCCUGCACAAGCUGCAGCUGAUUCACCACGCAAGAAAAGCCUGUCCGGACCUAGCCAUCGUCCGCGGCGAAGACCUAACCCCCUUUAGGAAUGUCUCCAAGCACCUCAUCCUCAAUCCUAAUGACCCCAGCAACGCCUGCUCCUGUCUCGCCAAGCACCAUCCCACCGUCGGCUUCCCUUACCACCCAACUCGCCUGACAGGCCAUGUGCACCCCAAAACGGUCACCGACAGCUUAGACCCUUUGCAUCUCAGACUGGCUCUCGGAAGCCAUUUGGCCCAUUACCUGCGCUCAAGACUAGCUGCGGAAAAGGGCUAUACCGCCACGGCUGGCAUCUCGACAAAUAAGCUCCUGUCAAAACUUGUCGGCAACACAGACAAGCCUGACGCUCAAACAACGUUAGUGCCGCCCCAUGUUUCCAAUGGGAGCGAUGAAACUGCCGACAACAAGCUGCGUGCAUUUGUGCAGCAGCCACCCCCCGGCUUGGACGCUGGCUUGAUAGAGGGAGCCGCCAAAGAAGACGUCCUGGUGCGCCAUGUGAGGAUGCAUCCGGGCAUGGGCCCAGACGUGCUUGAGCGGGUUUUAGGAGGCCCGGGAGGCAUUGGUGCCAGGAUAUGGCUCAAGUCGGUGGAGAGUCAAGUCGGUGAGGCGCGUCAAGUUCCUACGCAAAUCAGCAUUGAAGAUGGCUAUAUGCGUCUGGACACGCUGGGUGCAGUAGUCCAGGAGCUACGCAUGCUGGCCAAGAGACUGCUCGAGAGAAUGCAUACCGACUUGCUCGCAGACGACCUAGACAGCGUCGACGACGCAGCUUCGCUCCCUGCACCCACGCCCAAGCGCUGGCUGGCUCAUCCAAAGACGAUGCGCCUGUCCACGCGACCACGCCCACCUCAGACGCCAGACGGUAGUCGAAACCGGCCGUCUGCGCGCAUCUCCAAGUCUGCCCCCAUGCCGGCGUUUGUGUUCAAGCUCAACGAGGACUUGUCGACGGUGCCUGAGAAGCUGGUCCAGCGAGUACUGCUUCCUCUGUUUCGGAAAUUGCAGGGACAGAGGAGCGGUUGGAAUCUUAGCCUGGUCAACGUGGCUGCCACCAACAUGUCCGGUCAUGGGCGUGGAAAAGGCGGUGUUGGUGCUGGCAAAGAUAUCGGCAACAUGUUCAAGCACCAACAUCUAGUGCUUAGGCAACGGAGCGAGGAAGGUCGAGCAGGCGAAUCCGAUUCCACGAAUGACACUGGGGAGGGGUUAGAAUUAAGCCUAAAGACAGACUAUCGCAUAGCUCGUGUAAGAGUCGGUUCCGAAGGCCUGCCAACUUCCUCUCAACAGGCCAGUGCGGCUUCCGCCUCCGAUGUGUGCGUGUCCGAGGUUGAGCAAAUGACCGACGGCUAUCUGCUUUGCUGCGACGAGUGCGGUGCUGCUAUGCCGAUGUUUGCCAUGGGCGCGCAUUACCGCUGGCACGCACAAGCACAGCUUCCAUCAGACGUAGGUUCACUAGAUAGGCAGAUACACUCAAAAAAAAGGCAAAUAAUCAGCAGCCGACUAGGCGGGUCGGAGGUCCCGUGA